Aspergillus chevalieri is the source of this 300-nucleotide messenger RNA. RefSeq lists its product as uncharacterized. The record is from RefSeq and is a predicted model, not a curated record. The coding region runs from base 1 to 300 and encodes 99 amino acids. The transcript has a single exon. NCBI's taxonomy places the organism in Eukaryota, Fungi, Ascomycota, Eurotiomycetes, Eurotiales, Aspergillaceae.
AUGUUCUCAGACUUCAAGCAAAUAUCACCAAUGCUCAUGCUCAUGGAAACCCAGACUGCUGCGGCAAAUACAUUUCAGUUGUGUUUCCCACUCGAAGAACAUCCUGAAUAUUCUCAGCAAGCAGCCGCCUACGGACGAGAUGAAAUGGAUAAGGCGGGGCCCAAUGUCGUGCUCGAAAUCUACCUUUCAUUACCAAAAUCAGCUACGCUACGAACAGGUCCAAGAAGAGGCGUUGCAUGCUGGUACCUCGCCUUAUUGAAACGGCGUCCACGACGAAGUCGUCGGCUAAACAGACAAUAA